This is a messenger RNA of Limulus polyphemus (Atlantic horseshoe crab), 791 nucleotides long. Its product is annotated as PITH domain-containing protein GA19395-like. The record is from RefSeq and is a predicted model, not a curated record. Gene Ontology annotation, cellular component: nucleus. The transcript has 6 exons. NCBI's taxonomy places the organism in Eukaryota, Metazoa, Arthropoda, Merostomata, Xiphosura, Limulidae. Bases 31 to 657 code for a protein of 208 amino acids.
GACGUCGCUAAUAGUUACAGAAAUGGCGAAAUGGCUGGACAUGGGCAUAGUCAUGGAGGAUGUGAUCAUUCAGGUACUCAGCUUCCUCCGGAUCAAGGAAUACAUUAUAGUUUGUACACAAAAAUCGACAAAGCCAAUGUUGAAUGCUUAAAUGAAGCAGUGGAAGGCUCAGGAAAAGAGGUCUUUAAGCCAUGGGAAGAACGUCUUAACCACGAUAAGUUUGUGGACAGUGAUGUGGAUGAAGAACUCCUGUUCAAUAUUCCUUUUACAGGAAGUGUCAAAUUAAAAGGAAUUAUAUUAAUUGGUGGAGAAGACCAGAGUUAUCCGUCGAAAAUGAGACUGUUUAAAAAUCGCCCUCAUCUAUCAUUUGAUAAUGUUGCAAGUGAAGCAGAUCAGGAGUUUGAAUUGCACCCAGAUCCAUCGGGGACCAUUGAAUAUUCUACAAAGAUUGUCAAAUUUUCUGGUGUACAACACCUUUCUUUACAUUUUCCAACCAACUUUGGUGCUGAAAAUACAAGAAUUUAUUAUAUUGGUCUACGAGGUGAAUACUCUGAGCUACCUCGACAGGAGCUGACACUGUUCUGUUAUGAAUCGUCCCCCAACCCAGCUGACCACAAGAUCGACUCUGUUCAUUCUGUUAUGCACCAAAUUCACUGAUCUUUUAGGUUUUUUUUUUCAGGUAUUUAUCUUUUAGUUGUGUUGAUACAGUGAUUCUCAAAUUGCAUUCUGCCUUAGAUUAAUAAUACAGUUUGUUUUUUGUGUGCUCAAUAAAUAUAUGUUAUGCUUAAGUA